CUUAUAUCUCAUUUAUCUGUCGUUUUUGAGAAGAGAGGCACCUACCAGUGGCUUGACAUUUACCUUCACUCCCUUUUUCCAGAAACCAAAACUUGAGUUAAGAACAAUGGCCUUUGCUGCAAUGAAACCGACCAAACCUGGUUUGGAGGAUCCCCAGGAGCAAAUUCACAAGAUCAGGAUCACCCUCUCCUCCAAGAAUGUCAAAAACCUCGAGAAAGUUUGCGCGGAUUUGGUUCGCGGUGCCAAGGAUAAGAGACUGAGGGUUAAGGGACCAGUGAGAAUGCCCACUAAGGUUCUUCACAUCACAACAAGGAAGUCUCCCUGUGGUGAAGGGACAAACACAUGGGAUCGAUUUGAGCUCCGUGUUCACAAGCGAGUUAUCGAUCUCUUCAGCUCCCCCGAUGUUGUAAAGCAAAUCACAUCUAUCACCAUUGAACCUGGUGUCGAGGUGGAGGUUACCAUUGCAGAUUCAUAAGUAUGCUUCACUUUUGCAUGCCAGCGACCUCUAGAUUAUUCAGAUAAGAUUUCGCUCACAUUUGCUCUAAACAAUCAUUAGUUCAACUGCGCAAGUGGUUGGUUAUAGGGUGUGUGAUUUGCCAUAGUAGUUUUGAAGUUAAAGAUUCUAUAUUUCGUCCAUUUUGUUUCCCAAAGAUCAUGUUCAGGUGAUUUUAUUUAUCGUGUUAUUCGACAGUAAAGCCGCUUUGUUUUCACUUCUUUUGUUUCCUUGUUACCUAAAUAUCAUGAUUGCCUUAGAGGAAUAAUAUUAAUGGGUUGUGAAGUGUUUUUGCAGUGCAAUCCUGGGUUCGGUAGGUGCCAUUUUCCAGCAACUUCUGGGGAUUGCAUAAAGCUCGUCAUAUACAUUUUAUAGGAAAGGAAAAUACCAUAGAAUAUAUACACGAUGGCGUUGCUCUAAAUUAGGAAGUGCAGAUGGUAUGGCAACAAGUGGUGCUUUUUUCUUCGAAACUAAUCCAAAUUUCACAUGGGCAAAACAUCACCUUUUAUAUGUUUUUUUAGAAGCGAGUAUCCAUCACCGAUCGUUUUACA
Molecule: messenger RNA, 1044 nt
Organism: Hibiscus syriacus
Lineage: Eukaryota; Viridiplantae; Streptophyta; Magnoliopsida; Malvales; Malvaceae
Product: 40S ribosomal protein S20-2-like
Exons: 4
Coding region: 107-475 (122 amino acids)
Biological process (GO): translation
Cellular component (GO): cytosolic small ribosomal subunit; ribosome
Molecular function (GO): structural constituent of ribosome; RNA binding
Source: RefSeq, a predicted model, not a curated record